Molecule: messenger RNA, 6168 nt
Organism: Varanus komodoensis (Komodo dragon)
Lineage: Eukaryota; Metazoa; Chordata; Lepidosauria; Squamata; Varanidae
Gene: MARCHF6
Product: membrane associated ring-CH-type finger 6
Exons: 26
Coding region: 66-2804 (912 amino acids)
Cellular component (GO): endoplasmic reticulum membrane
Molecular function (GO): zinc ion binding
Source: RefSeq, a predicted model, not a curated record
CCCUUGCGCCCGCCCGCCCGCCCGCCUCUCCCGCCUGCGCGCCCGCCCUGCGUCACCCGGCCAAGAUGGAGACCGCCGAGGAAGAUAUAUGCAGGGUAUGUCGGUCUGAAGGAACUCCCGAGAAGCCCCUCUAUCAUCCAUGUGUAUGCACUGGCAGUAUUAAAUUCAUUCAUCAAGAAUGCUUAGUUCAGUGGCUCAAGCACAGCAGAAAAGAAUAUUGUGAAUUAUGUAAACACAGAUUCGCUUUCACACCAAUUUAUUCCCCAGAUAUGCCUUCCCGGCUUCCAAUCCAAGACAUCUUUGCUGGACUGGUUACAAGUAUUGGCACAGCAAUACGAUACUGGUUUCACUAUACACUUGUGGCCUUCGCGUGGCUGGGAGUUGUACCUCUUACAGCAUGCCGUAUCUACAAGUGCUUGUUUACUGGCUCUGUGAGCUCAUUACUGACUCUGCCAUUAGAUAUGCUGUCAACAGAGAAUUUACUGGCAGACUGUUUGCAAGGUUGUUUUGUGGUGACAUGCACACUGUGUGCAUUCAUCAGCCUUGUAUGGUUACGUGAACAAAUUGUCCAUGGAGGAGCACCACAGUGGCUGGAACAAAAUCAGCAGCAAGCUAUUAAUGGCAUUGGGCAACAGAAUGAGGUUCAAGGUGCAGGAAAUGGUGGAGCUGAAAAUGCUGCACUUGACCAGCCUGUGGACCAGCCUGCUGAGAAUGCAGUUGUAGGUGAAAAUCCAGAAAUCCAGGAAGAACAGGCAGAUGAGGAAGAGGAAGACAAUGAAGAUGAAGAAGAUGUCGUGGUAGAAGAUGCAGCAGAUGCAAACAAUGGCGCACAGGAUGACAUGAACUGGAAUGCUUUGGAAUGGGAUCGAGCAGCAGAAGAGCUUACCUGGGAGAGGAUGCUCGGAUUGGAUGGAUCUCUAGUUUUUUUAGAACAUGUAUUCUGGGUAGUGUCAUUAAACACACUAUUCAUACUUGUAUUUGCAUUUUGUCCCUACCACAUCGGUCACUUCUCUAUUGUUGGACUGGGUUUUGAAGAAUUUGUUCAAGCUUCCCACUUUGAAGGCCUGAUUACAACGAUAGUUGGCUACAUGCUGCUGGCAGUCUCAUUAAUUGUUUGUCAUGGCUUGGCUGCACUUGUAAAAUUUCAGAGAUCACGUCGCUUGCUUGGAGUGUGCUAUAUAGUUGUCAAGGUAUCGUUGUUAGUAGUGGUAGAAAUCGGUGUUUUCCCUCUCAUCUGUGGCUGGUGGCUGGACAUAUGCUCUCUGGAAAUGUUUGAUGCUACUUUGAAGGACAGAGAGCUGAGCUUUCAGUCUGCCCCUGGCACUACAAUGUUCCUACACUGGCUUGUAGGAAUGGUGUAUGUCUUCUACUUUGCAUCCUUCAUACUCCUGCUGAGGGAGGUCCUAAGGCCUGGAGUCCUUUGGUUUCUGAGGAAUCUAAAUGAUCCAGACUUUAAUCCAGUUCAAGAAAUGAUUCACUUGCCUAUUUAUAGACAUCUCAGGAGAUUUAUUUUAUCAGUGAUUGUCUUUGGGUCAAUUGUCUUGCUCAUGCUUUGGCUUCCUAUACGAAUUAUUAAAUACCUGCUGCCAUAUUUUCUUCCAUAUAAUGUAAUGCUUUAUAGUGAUGCACCUGUGAGUGAACUUUCCCUGGAGCUACUUUUGCUUCAGGUAGUCUUGCCAGCUUUGCUUGAACAAGGGCACACGAGACAGUGGCUGAAAGGUCUCGUACGAGCCUGGACUGUUACUGCUGGGUACUUGCUCGACCUGCAUUCGUACUUGCUGGGAGACCAGGAGGAGAAUGAAAACAAUGCAAACCAACACGUCAACCCUAAUAACCAGCCUGCGCGCAAUAAUAAUGCCAUUCCAGUUGUAGGAGAAGGUCUUCACGCAGCUCACCAAGCCAUACUGCAGCAAGGGGGACCUGUCGGUUUUCAGCCUUAUCGUAGACCUUUAAAAUUUCCACUCAGGAUAUUUCUGUUGAUCAUUUUCAUGUGUAUAACACUGCUGAUUGCAAGUCUCAUCUGCCUUACAUUACCAGUAUUUGCUGGCCGUUGGCUGAUGUCCUUCUGGACAGGGAGCGCCAAAAUCCACGAACUCUACACCGCUGCUUGUGGGCUCUACGUUUGCUGGCUUACAAUCCGGGCCGUGACAGUGCUGGUCGCUUGGAUGCCGCAGGGCCGCCAAGUGAUCUUUCAGAAAGUUAAGGAAUGGUCCCUAAUGAUAAUGAAGACAUUAAUAGUCGCCAUCCUCCUGGCUGGUGUAGUUCCACUUUUGCUUGGGCUCCUGUUUGAGCUGGUUAUCGUUGCUCCUUUGAGAGUUCCCUUGGAUCAGACGCCACUUUUCUACCCAUGGCAGGACUGGGCUCUUGGUGUUCUGCAUGCCAAAAUCAUUGCUGCCAUAACUUUGAUGGGUCCUCAGUGGUGGCUGAAAACAGUUAUUGAACAGGUUUAUGCAAAUGGCAUUCGAAAUAUUGACUUACACUUUAUAAUACGGAAACUCGCUGCACCGGUUAUCUCAGUUUUGUUGCUUUCUCUUUGUGUACCUUACAUCAUCGCUUCUGGUGUUGUACCUUUACUAGGUGUCACUCCUGAAAUGCAAAACCUAGUACAGCGUCGUAUUUAUCCUUUUCUACUCAUGGUGGUGGUUUUGAUGGGCAUCCUCUCCUUUCAAGUCCGUCAGUUCAAGCGCCUUUAUGAACACAUAAAAAAUGACAAGUACCUUGUUGGACAACGACUUGUGAAUUACGAACGAAAAGCUGGGAAACACGGGACAUCACCGCCGCCGCCUCAGUCAUCACAAGAAUAGAAAUGGUCACAUGGAAUCAUUUGAUUUUUCCCUUGCCUUUGUGUCCUUUUUCAUAGACUGGUCUUCAUUCUUUGGGUUCUUUCCCAACAAUCCUCUCAGCUGGGUUUUUAUCUUUUAAUUUUGGCUUCUUUUCUCAUGGCAUUCAGAUAGUCAAGGUCCUGCACCUUUUUAUCUGCGUUUUCUGAAGUUAUCAGUGCUGAGAUCUGUAAAUGUGUAAAUAGCAAUACCCAUACCCUAAAACCUUGGAUUAAAAAUGAAUGUUCAUUGUACAUCUUAAAGAAUAUUAAUUUAUUAAAUCUAGUUGUCACUUUAUUUUGGACUGCUGUUCUGUUGACAUAUGUGCCACAAAGCAAUACUUCAAGAAUCAAGACACAUUUUUUUUAAAAAAAAAAAUCAGUGGCUUUUUCCAAAACAUAAUUUUUGCAAAACCUGGGGGCUCAUCAAAGAUGAUACAGUCAGUAGUGAAGUGGCUGUGGUGAGAUCACAUGAAUUUUAUUAGAUUUUUUAAUCAUUUUGUAUAACAUCAAAGCUGUACAUUUUCUGUUGCCUGAUUAUUUUCCAUGUGUCUAAGUCUGUAAUAUUGUACAGUAACUAGUAGAUCAAGACCAUUUUUUCUCCUUCAGACAACUUUGGCAUUUGCUUGUUUGGCUGUGAGGCAUUAAUUCUUUGGCCCUGGAAGACAGAAUUUUAAUGAAUUUCUAAGCACUUAAAUCAAAGUUCAUUAGAGCUAAGUGGCAGGAAUACUUAAAUGAGCUAAUUGAGAGGUUUGUGGAAGAAUGUGUUUCCAAUGCAUAAGCCAAUAUUUCCUCCUUUCUAUUUUUGAAACUAUACAGUUGAAAUGCUUACAGGGAUUUAUUUUGAGUACAGUAAAGAAGGGUUUGGUUUGUUUGUUUGUUUGUUUGUUUUUUGGAUGUUCGUUCAAGAGUACAGAGAACAUUAGAAAUGGAAGAACCCUUUUUUCUGAUGGUCUGAAACUUUCAUACAACCAAAGUUGCAAAUGAUACUAUGGACAUCUUAUCAUGUCACAAUAAGAUGAACACCUGUAAUUCUAUAAAUGAUCAGCAUUAGUUCUGCAUGGCAGUAAUGCUAGCAGGGUUUUUUUUAGCAAGUUAACUGUGGGGAAGGAACCUACAUAGUAUUAUUUAGCAGGAAGAAAAAAACCAAAAAAUAUAUAAUUUUAAAAAUUGGUUAAUCUUUACAAUGGUGACACCAAACAGGAAUCAUGAAUCACGUUUACCAAUUUCUGAUAUUUUUAUAUGCCUAAUUAUUUCCUGUAGGUUAAAUGCAUUUUAAUGUCAAUAAUUCUGAGAUACACAAAUGGAAGAAAUGCUAAAGCUUUAAAAAUAGUCCAUUUGUGUGCUUGAGACUUGCAAUAUUCUAUUCAAAACCAGUAAGAAAUUGUUUUAAGUUUAUUAAUGCUAUGCAGUUGUCUGGCCACUCAGGACUGUUUCCUUGAAUAUCAUGUGUAGCUAAUUAUGUGUAUCGAAUAGAAUACUAAGGAGUUGUCUGUUGAAUUCAGGAUAUGUUCUUGUGCUUGAAAGAAAAAGCAAAAACGUUGCGAGCUGUUUUGGUUCCAUAUUUUGGGGAGGGUGGAGUUGGGAUGGAUGUGGAGUCUAGCCUAGAUUUCUGACAAUCUACACUCAUGCCCAGUGCUAGCAGAAUGUGACUGGGUUGUCUAACUUGAGGGCCACCAUUGGUAUUUCACAGCAUUACCUCAUUUUUGGCACUGGGGCUAUAGAUGUGUCAAUUUUUUGAGAUUUCCCUUUGAAGCAGUUCCCAAUUAAAAAGCAUAGAAAACAGAAGAUGGCAAAUCAAAACAAAACCAAAAACCCCAAACCCAACCAGACUUGCUUCUAAUUCACUGUUUGCAAAUCUUAUUUAUGAGUCUGUCAUGCCCGGUUCUUUUGGACAUAUCAAUAUUACACUUUUCAGUUUCUAAUGGUGUACUUUUACGUACGAGUGCGUAUUUUCCCGCAAAUAUUGCAAAUGUCUUUAGUUGCACAAAAAUCUGUUAUCGACAGUCUUUGUUUAACAAGAAAAAAUUCAAGCAGUCUUACCACUGGGAUAUUGCUAGCAAUGCUGUGCUGCUUUCUGUAGCAUUUUGCAGUAAUGCAGUAUCUUGUAACUUUGUGUUUUUAUUCCAGACAAGCUGGUCCUCAAAGAUUAUUAAAGUUUGUUAAGAAAAAGGCCUGGCACUUGCUUUCUUCUUACUGUUGUUUUAAAAUGAUUGUAGUUGGGAAUGUUUAAUGAAGCACAGUUCCCUUUAGAACAAAAUGACUGUUGUAGCCAUUAACUUAUUAUUAGUAUGGUAACCUUUGAGCAGAUGUGUAUGUAUUCUGUGUUCAAGGGAAAAAUCAAAUUUAGCAAAGAAAAGUUGAAUUGUGUACCAAUUAUGCCAACUAAACACAUUCUUAAUUAAUCACCAUGUGUUUUCAUACCUUCCUCACUGCCCUAAGGAUUAGAAACUUAAGAGUUGGGGGCGGAAAGCUGCUGAGAUUUAAAAGUUUCUUUAGUGGGCGCUGACAUCUGUUUUCUGAUGAAAUCUCCAAAUACGUAUUGUUUUGCUAAAGAAAUGUGAUAGGUAUUUGUAUUUUUUAUGUAGCAAAUGUUGGCAUAGGAUUGACAGUUUACCAGUAAAUCAGAAUACAACAAAAUAUUACAGGAACCAUUACGAACAAUUUAAUUUCUUAAAAUAUGUAGGUGUACCACUAUAAUAUUUUUCUGUAACUCUGCAUGUGCAUAGUUCAGUAUUUGGUGCACAGUCUGGAAACAGAGUCCUAUAAGCAAGUAUCUGGUCCUCAUGGUGGUAGAGAUUAGUUUGAAAACAAGUUGUUGGUAUAUUUUUCAGCAUAUAUAUUGCUCCUGUGCAAGCAAGAUUGCAUAUUUGUUCAGUGGAAGAAACGUGUGUGUACAAGUUACCGUUUUAUGUGCAUGGAGUUUCCCCCUUCAUUGAUGCAAAUUUCUUUGUGUACAGGUGAGUUCUGUGAGCAUUUCAGAAAAUGUUAUACCUGAAAAUGAUAGCAGAAAUUAUGUCACCUCAGUAUUUUUUUUUUUUUUUUGGUGGGGUGGGCAACAAUGACCUGUGUCAGGGCUACUGACUAUCCCUUCCUGGCCAUGAAGUUCUCUGGUCCACCAUUUACCCAUAUUACAAAACCUGAAUAUCAAGUUUCCAUAUACUGAUGUGCAAUUGUGGGGGGUGCGUUCUUUAGCACAGAAUCUUUUCUGUUUCCUUUUAAGAGAUUAAAAGUAUUUGUACAAAUCGCUCCUCUUGUAAAAUCUGCGCUGUAUAUAGUUCUCACUUUAAUUGGCUUCAGAUCACAGUACAAUGUUCAAUACCAAUAAAACUUAAUUUACAAAUUCUUAA